This is a messenger RNA of Gilbertella persicaria, 457 nucleotides long. RefSeq names its product 60S ribosomal protein L39. Gene Ontology annotation, molecular function: structural constituent of ribosome. Lineage: Eukaryota; Fungi; Mucoromycota; Mucoromycetes; Mucorales; Choanephoraceae. The record is from RefSeq and is a predicted model, not a curated record. Gene Ontology annotation, biological process: translation. Gene Ontology annotation, cellular component: cytosolic large ribosomal subunit; ribosome. The transcript has 3 exons. The coding region runs from base 19 to 174 and encodes 51 amino acids.
CAUACAUCGCUUGUCGAAAUGCCUUCUCAAAAGUCUUUCAUUACCAAGGUCAAGCUUGGCAAGGCCAAGAAGCAAAACCGCCCCUUGCCUCACUGGUUCCGUCUUAAGUCUGACACCAAGAUUCGUUGGAACGCUAAGAGACGUAACUGGCGUCACACCAAGUUGAACAUCUAAGUUCACUUCACCAACUUUUUCAGCUCACCCUGUUUCUUUCUUUUGUAAAGUUAAUAAAAAAAGAAAAGAAACGUUUAGCGAUGACUUGUAUAUACGCAAGGUAGCCUGUCAACUUUUUUUUAUGAUUGUUAAAUAUAGCAUAAUUUGAUGUGACAUAAGGGGAAGUGUUUGUGUGUGAGGAGUUGAUCUAUGAUGUAUUCUCUUUAUAUCUGUCAAGGCACACAGACUUAACAGAGAGAGAGAGGGGGGGGGAGGUGAAAGAUCAUUCUGGGCACUUAUAAAU